Strongylus vulgaris is the source of this 711-nucleotide messenger RNA. NCBI's taxonomy places the organism in Eukaryota, Metazoa, Nematoda, Chromadorea, Rhabditida, Strongylidae. The record is from the annotation of a GenBank genome assembly.
CGAUUGGCCGCAGUGCAAUGGCCUAAUUGGUUCCGAGUGCUUCCUUCUUCCACAUGCUUAUUUAUUUGCGCUAUUCCAUGGUUGGUUGGGCUAAUGCAAUCCUUGAUUGAACAUCAGUUUGAUUGGUUUGUACCGUUGUAUUUUAACCCUGAACGUUACGGUAUGGAUUCCGACUGGAUACGGUAUGAAGCAACCGGUACUCAUACGUACUACAUGGUCUGGAAUGUGGUACUAAUGGUGAUGCCAUUUCCACUAUAUGCUGCAGCUCUUAUGACAUUAUUUCGAAGGCAGGCAGAGAAAACGAUCAAAGUUCGCCAAAGGCAUGCGCGUGGUGUGCCGCCCUCAUUAUUAUCCGUUCAGCGACAAAUGAGUAUUGAAUCUCGCUUACUAAUCCCGUGCAUUAUCAAUACCGUACUAUUUGUUGUGGGACAGAUAUUCAUCUCAAUGUGUUCAAAACAUGGAAAAUGGAUGAAUUGGGCGGUAAUGGUGGUUUUCACCGCCAACUCUCUCGUCAAUCCACUGCUGUACCUGUUUUUCAGUAGCGUGAUACGAAAAGGUGUCAUAACAGCAUGUCGUGAUCGACUCACAGUAUCAGCAAUCUACGACUAUGAGUUGCGAUCAUCAAGUGGCGAUCAAAGGAGUUCGCUUAUUCGUAUGAACCGUGACCUAACCAUUACUUCACUUAAUCGGGUUUUGAAUAUCAUUCCCUAG